Doryrhamphus excisus (bluestripe pipefish) is the source of this 2707-nucleotide messenger RNA. The record is from RefSeq and is a predicted model, not a curated record. NCBI's taxonomy places the organism in Eukaryota, Metazoa, Chordata, Actinopteri, Syngnathiformes, Syngnathidae.
CUCUGCUUUGUUUACACAACACUUAGCUUGCUAGUUAGCGGCUAGCAAGCUAAAAGAACCCACAAGCUUCCAAAUCCACCGAGGCAAACCAGCAAUCUGGUUUACUGCUAAGUUUCACAAGAUGAGAUAUCUACUAGUAAGUACAAGUAAAGUACUACAUAUCUACUAAAGCGGAGGACCCACACUGUUGGCCAUCGGGAUGAGUCUUAUCCGCAGGGGGGCGGUGUUGCACUCCUGUGGUUCAACGGAGAGAAGAAGAAGCAGUGGUGUGACGUCACUACGGAACGAGUCUAUUUGCAGUACGGCCUUAUCCAGGUCGCUAAAGCGUCCAUAAAAUCCCAUUUCAGAUGAGCAACAACCAACGUGGCUUCCACCGACUGCUGUUGGUUGGACGGACACCGAAAGGACACGCCCCCUUCCGCCUCGUGCGCGUCUCAGGCUAGCUUAGCUUGUUAGCUGCUAACAGAGACGGCCGUUAGCAACACAUGCUCGUCAAGCGUCGGGCUGUGGACUUCAGAAGCAGCGACGACGUUUUCACGAAGCCCCACGGAGCAGACGUUGGUGAAGGACUUCCCCCUGAGAGGCAGGAGUAGAGCUCCAGGAUGGAGCACGAGGAGCCCCGGCCCCCCCACGUUAAAAAGGAAGAGGAGGAGCCCCGGCCCCCCCACGUUAAAAAGGAAGAGGAGGAGCCUCGCCCCCCCCACGUUAAAAAGGAAGAGGGGGCGCCCCGAACCCCCCACGUUAAAAAGGAAGAGGGGGAGCCCCGGCAUCCCCCCCACCUUAAAGAGGAAGAGGAGGAGCCCCAGCCCCCCCACAUUAAAGAGGAAGAGGAGGAGCACAGCAUCAGCCAGGAGGGAGAGCAUCCGGAAGGACCGGAGGAGUUCCCAGUGAUCGGUGUCAUUGUGAAGAGUGAAGAUGAUGAAGACGACGGUGAAGGUGAGGAGAAGAGAGAGGCGGAGCCUCCAACAGAAGCUGAUGGAGACCACUGUGGAGGAUCACCAGCAGACAAGCUCUUAGCUCCACUAUCAGAUAGUGAGCACACGACGUCACACUCUCCUGACACUGAUGAUGAUGAUGAUGAUGAUGAAGACUCUACAGCUGAUAUGACAUGUCACCCUGACAACACACGCUUGAAAUGCCACCACUGUGACAAGAGCUUCAGCGACCGCAGCAAUCGGAGGAGACACAUGAGAAGUCACACGGGAGAGAAACCGUACAUCUGCUCAGUUUGCGGUAAAGCAUUCGCCCACAAGGGAAAUCUGACAAUACACACGAGAGCGCACACCGGAGAGAAACCAUAUUCUUGUUCAGUGUGCACGGCACAUUUCAGUCACAACAAAGUACUGACCCAACACAUGAGAACGCACACGGGAGAGAAACCUUUUACUUGCUCAAUUUGUGGUAAAAACUUCUCUCAAAAGUCCCACUUGAGAACCCACACCAGGACGCACACCGGGGAGAAACCUUUCACCUGCAUCGUCUGCAACGCCAGCUUUGGGGUGCACUCGGUCAUGACAAAACACAUGCGAACGCACACCGGGGAGAAACCCUUUACCUGCUCUGUCUGCAACGCCAGCUUUGGGGUGCACUCGGUCAUGGUGAGACACAUGCGAACGCACACUGGGGAGAAACCCUUUGCUUGCUCAGUUUGUGGCAAAAGAUUCACUCAGAAGGGAAGCUUGAUCAUCCACACGAGAACCCACACCGGAGAGAAACCCUUUCCCUGUUCGGUGUGCAGCAAACCUUUUCCGGUUCGUUCCGCGCUGGCUCGCCACAUGAAAACGCACAAUGCGCAGUAACGUUGGUUGAUACUCGCCGUGUGACAUGAUGGCUGUCGGCGUGGCCUGGGUGGCGUCGGGCCCCAAACGCAGCUGGGGAACUAUGCCACUUAGGCAAAGUACAUCGUGGAACAGCUGAGUGGUCGUUGGUGCUACUCAAUUUGAGAAUAAAAAAUGAUUUCAAAAAAUGUCAUAAAAAUGCAAGGAUCAAUAAGUCGAUCGGUGAAAUAAAUCACAUCACUUUUUUUCAGUGUUCAUUGAGCCGUAAUCGUCCAUAGCAGAGUACGAGGAGGAACUUUCUCCAACAAAAGAGGAGAACGAGCGACAACGUCAACUACUGGACGGCGUUUUCAGGAAGCAGGAAGUUGUGUUGCACAGAGCAGGUUUGUUCUGUUCGUACUCAUUACGUUACGGUAGAGUCACGUGACUUCUGAGUUGUAUUCCUAUUGGCUGCCCAAGUGGAUGAGAUGAAGUUGGGGAUAUGCUAACAUGCUGUUGUUUGUGGCCUGCUAUCAUAUGCUGUGAUAUGUCAAUCUCUGAUAUGUUGGUGAUUCCUUAUCACGGCUUUGCAGUCGAUAACAGAGCAACUGAUGGACACUCACUGGCCGAGUAUGGAUGAAUAAACAAAUCAAAAGUAGCAUUGACCUUGAACGUAUCCUGAUGUUCCCUUUUCCCUGAACACGCCUUGCAACAAUGACACAGCCGUGCCGUCCCACCUGGAGAGACCGGUCACUUGCCCCAGGGACUUGGCGCCCUCGUAUAGCGAGGGGCCACUGGGGACGCCUGGCGGAGUCUCCCAUCGGAGGUCCCACGUCCAGCAGAGCUCUGACCGUGUUCCCCGGGGGCAGCGGACCUUGUGUGCGUGAGCCAUUCCUGUACCGCCAUCAUGGAGGCGGCCAUCAUGGAGGCGGCCAUCAUGGAGGCGGCCA